Molecule: messenger RNA, 2725 nt
Organism: Durio zibethinus
Lineage: Eukaryota; Viridiplantae; Streptophyta; Magnoliopsida; Malvales; Malvaceae
Source: RefSeq, a predicted model, not a curated record
UAAAGAAUGGCUUCUGAAAAAUGAAAAACAAAAAACGAAAAGAAUAUCCGUAUUUAUUUUGAGAAGGUUUUACAGCGAUAGUGUUAGACAUCCAGAUCCAAAGCCCAAAGGAGAGAACCAUCCCCAAUUCCACAAACCAAGAGAGAGGCAGACCCCAAUCUGCAACUGCAUAAAGAGCGCGAAGGCCAUUGUCCUCCAUCCCACCGUUCCCGAUUGUCUGUUAAAGUUGGCACGGCGCCGUUUUUUUUCUCAUGAUUUCUUCGUCUUGUAAGUCUCCCUGGAGCAGCACUGAAAUCCGAACUAUCCGACGUGGUUCGAUCUGUUGUUGUUUGUGACGUCAAAAACAUGGUGAAAGCUGUGGUUGGAGAAGAAACCCAGCUCCAUCUAGCCGAGGAUCGUCUCUCUCAAUCUUCAGUUUCCGCCCAGGUAGGUAUGGUGAUAGGGAAGCUUAGUUCCACUAUGGACCGAGCCUUCGUGUUCGAUUUAGUACCUACUCCUCAAUACGAUGCCGGACAACCAGCUUGUUCGAUUUUGGAGCCAGCUGAAGACGACAAGAAAAAGGAAUCGAAAUCCAAGUCGCAUACAUCUGAUUCUUCCUCUUCUUUGGUCAUUGACAGGGAUUGGAUCGCUGAACAUGCUCGCCAGGUGCCAAGAAUGAUGGUUGGUGGAAUGAAAGUAGUGGGUAUAUACGUGUGGGCUAGUGAGGCCGUAUUCAAGAAAUUUACCGUGGUGCUUUGCCAGACUGUGAAAAGGAGGUGCUGGAGCAGCAUCCUUUUUGGAGGAUGCUCUGGAUGAAAGAUUGCUUAUUCACAUAUGUUAUAGUCCAAGGAGGUAUUUUCUGUCUUCAAAUAUCACAUCAAGCAGCUUGCGGCCUUGUGACUUCAAAAUGGGAAGGGUCUUAGCUUCUCUUUAAACUUUUAAGUGCUUGUACAACUUCAAUCUCGGGUAACUUGUAUUGUCUAUUCCACUCCUUUAUCUUAAUCAAGGUUCUUUACCAUGGCAAAGCUCUACUAUAUGGCUUGAGAAGGUGCUGGCCUUUUCAAAUUUGAACUUGAUUAUGUUUUCACCAUUGUUUAAUUAGUAUUUCUAACAUUUAGUAAUUUGUUUAUAUUCUGUGAAGCAUGCAGCCAGAAAGAUGUUAUAGGUGUUGUCAGUUUUACCAGCUCUGUUUGUUCCCUUUCAUUCUUGAAUUCUUAGGAACCAAUUUCACAGGCUGUUGCUGAUAUAAAGUUACCUUAUUUACUUCUAAUUUAGACUUUAUUUCUUGAUUUAGAUGAUAACAUGGUCUUGUUUUGAUAUUUCAACUUUUAAGUGUUCGAAAUGUCCCUUGUGAGAAAUAAAUGGGAUUAGAUGUUGCAUCUCUACGUGAUAUCAUCAGAAGUUUGCAAAGCAGGCUGGAUAUCAUUUGUGAUAAAGAAGAUGAAGAUCUAGGGCCAACUGAUGAGGGAAUUAAGAAGCAAGCAAUGACUGAUUAUCUGAAAAGCCAGUUUCCCAACUUGUUUUGUGAUCCUUGAGGUGCAUUAGCUGUGUUGUAAUAAGUCUUUAUUUUAUUAAAAUGGACCUAACUGUGAUUAGAAUGCUUAUUUGCUGUCUCAGUCAAUCAAUUGCUAAUUUUCUCUUUUCUCUAUCAAUCCAUUUGAGGAGUGAUGCUUCUGUUGUUCAGAUCCCUGCUAUAGGCUUUCUUCAACUGAAAUACUGUUCAUUGUUAGUUAUCAUGGCUUCAUGCUAUUAAAUUUGAGAUUUUCGACUAUGUUGUGGCUGCAUUAUUGAUUACAUAAGCAGAAAUGUAAGGUCUUUACCACAUUGAACAGAAGCACCUUCCCAAAAUAGCAUAUGCUUUUAUGUAUUCAAGCUUGUAUGCUCUCUAUACUAAAGAUACAUGUUUCUUCCUCCAUUUCAAGCUUGCACCUCAUAUAUGACCUUUUAAUUCAGUCUUUGUUUAAUGAUUAACAAGUUGAAGGAAUGAAAGUUGAUAUAUUCCCCUUAUUUUUUGCAAUAUUGAUGAUAUCUGCUGCAUGGUAAACAAUUCGAAACAGGAAAAUUUGCAAUCUUUCAUUACCUCGAAGGGUCUUUGUUCCUUGGUUGCCGGGUAUAUUUAUCUAUGACUAGCUACACUCAUCCAAGACACUUGAGGUUCUAAAAGAUCAUUGUGUUGAGUGAUGUCCAUGGAAGCUUCGGAAACUGAAGAAAAAGCCCUUGGAGUUAUCGCUAGGUCUUUUUGGGAUGUAGUCCUCCCCUACUCUUCAGCACCUAGCUCUUCCCAAGAAAAGAGUAGAGAAAUUACUAGCACAGAAAAUAGCCAGAAAACUAUCAAGUCACCCACUAUCAACUUCAUAGGUGCUGUUUUUUUGCUCCUCCUCUCUGUUGUUGUUGGUUACUUACACUGAAUAAACAUUCAGUACUUAAAUGGAGUAUUCUGAGAAAUCAAUCACAUUUCAAGUAGCUUUUUUUUAUCAAGUUUGAUUGCUUCGAAUUAUAAAAAAUAAAAAAGAAAAAAGAAGGAAAAAUUUGUUCUCACAACUCAUUUCUGUGCCUGUGAACUUGUUUGAAAAAAUGGCAGUAGUUUGGGGAUGAGAAGAUGUCCAUUGAUUUUUCCUUCUUUGUCCUAAUAAAAAAUGGUGUUACUCUGAAGUUGACUGAUACCUGUUAAAGCCAUUUACAUUAAGUUCAAAGUGGUUGGUUUUAAGGAUUUGAUACAUGUUGAAAAAAAAAUUGAAAAAGAAAU